Molecule: messenger RNA, 2315 nt
Organism: Diospyros lotus (date-plum)
Lineage: Eukaryota; Viridiplantae; Streptophyta; Magnoliopsida; Ericales; Ebenaceae
Product: vacuolar protein 8
Exons: 1
Coding region: 113-1762 (549 amino acids)
Molecular function (GO): protein binding
Source: RefSeq, a predicted model, not a curated record
CCUCUCCUCAGUACCCGCCUUUUCCAGUCGUCUCUACUCUCUCGUCUGCGCUCUCUCUCUCUCUCUCUCUCUCUCUCUCUCUCUCUCUUUGCAUCUAAGCUGUAAAACCGCCAUGAUAAUACCUGAAGACGAUCCCGUUAACCUGGCAAACCAGCUUCUCCAGACGCUGCUAGAAUCCACACCAAACACACAAAACUUCCGGGGCAAAUGGUCUCUGAUCGGAGCCAAAGUCGCCCACCUCAAAACCCAGCUCGCCGACCUCUCCGACUUCCCUUCUUUCCCGACCAACGCUCUCUCUCUCGAGCUCCUCCGCUCCCUCACCCAAACCCUCUACGAAGCCAUCUCCCUCUGCAAAACCUGCCAGACCAAGAAUCUCCCCAGCGGCAAGCUCAAGACGCAAAACGACGUCGACUCGGUAUCCGCCCGCCUCGACUCUCACGUCAGCGACGCCGAGGUUCUGAUCAAGAGCGGAGUCCUGCAAGACGGCGUCGUUUCUGGAUCGAAGAGAGAGUUGGUGAGGGUGGAGGCGAGGAAUCUGGUGACUCGGUUGCAGAUUGGGACGGCCGAGUCGAGGAACACGGCGCUGGACUCGGUGCUGAGUCUUCUCCAGGAAGAUGACAAGAAUGUGCUGAUCGCGGUGGCCCAGGGCGUGGUUCCGGUGCUCGUGCGGUUGCUGGACUCGAGCUCCUCGCCGGAGAUCAAGGAGAAGACGGUGACCGCCAUUGCUAGGGUUUCGACCGUCGAUUCGAGCAAGCACGUGCUCGUAGCCGAGGGCUUGCUGCUUCUAAACAACCUGCUUCGCGUUCUCGAAUCGGGAAGCGGAUUCGCCAAGGAGAAAGCGUGUGUUUCGCUCCUAGCGCUGAGCCAAUCGAAGGAGAACGCCAGGGCGAUCGGCUCCAGAGGCGGAAUCUCGGCUCUGCUCGAGAUUUGCCAGGCCGGAACGCCGAGUUCGCAGGCCGUCGCCGCCGGCGUUCUGCGCAAUCUCGCGGCGUUUCCGGAAAUCAAAGAGAAUUUCAUCGAAGAGAGCGCCGUGUCGACGCUGCUUUCUCUCGCCGCCUCGGGAACCACCUCGGCGCAGGAGAACUCGAUCGGAUGUUUGUCCAAUCUGGUAUUGGACGACGUUCAGCUGAAGCUAUUGAUCGCCAGGGAAGGCGGAAUCGAGAGCCUAAAGAGCUUCUGGGACUCCGCUCCGACCGCUCGGAGUCUCGAGGCCGCCGUCGAUUUGCUAAAACAGCUCUCGUCGUGCCCUCCGAUCGCCGAAGUCAUUGUCUCCGACGGAUUCAUCAACCGGCUUGUAUCCGUCCUAAAUUGCGCGGUAUUAGGCGCCAGAAUCGCAGCUGCUAGGGCUGUUUACGAGCUCGGAUUCAACACAAAGACUCGGAAAGAAUUAGGCGAAUGCGGGAGCAUUCCUCCAUUGGUGAGAAUGAUGGAAGGAAAGGCGGCGGAGGAGAAAGAAGCGGCGGCAAAGGCAUUGUCGGCGCUUCUGGUUUACGCCGGCAACCGGCGGAUUUUCAGAAAGGAAGAGAAGGGAAUCGUCAGCGCCGUUCAGCUUCUGGACCCUCUGGUUCAGAAUUUGGACAAGAAGUAUCCGGUCGCCGUAUUGGCCUUGCUCGUCCACUCCAAGACGUGCCGGAAACAGAUGAUCGCCGCCGGCGCUUAUCUCCAUUUGCAGAAACUCGCCGAGAUUGAGGUCGAGGGGGCCAAGAAGGUUCUGGAAAGCCUCGGCCGGGGCAAGCUUUGGGGCGUAUUUGCCAGACCUUAGCCAUGAAAAUGGCGGAUUUCGAUCUGUAUGUAUUAGACUCUGUUUUUCUUUUCUCACCUUUGUCUUCGUAAUUUGUUCAUAAUUGCUCUUAGAAUUUGUGGUAGGAAAGUACAUGUUAGCUUUGAAAGUUUCUGUUUUGGAGAUUGAAUCUCUCAGUUUUCAUGUUCUUCUACCAAAACCCAAUAAUUCAAUCAUAUGAUUUCUUUCUUGACUGUCAUAGAUCUCAUUUGCAAUGGGUUCCAAAACUAGGAGUUUCUUUUUGCUACUCAAUUGCUAGCAAAUGUGCUUGAUUGCUCUUCUUGAUUGGGUGCUCCUUUCGAGCAACAAUUGACACGAUAGCAAGAGAUUAUAGCCGCGAUAUCUCUGUAUUCAGGUCUAAAUUUCUUUGGUACUAGUCCCCGGAUAGACUUUUCCCCCAUUUUCUUGGGAAUUUGUUCACAAUUGCUGUUCGAAUCUGUGGUAGGAAAGUAGGAGAUGUCAGCUGUGAAAGUUUUCUGUUUUCAUGUUCUUCCACCGAAACCCAAUAAAUCAAUCAUGAUCUCUCUUCUUGAAG